AUGGUUUUGGAGACGACGAUCGAGAAGAUCCUCCUCGCCGCAUUCCUCUACGGUCCGUUCUUUAAUUUUUCUGAAAUGUCUGGAAUUUCUGGAAUUCAGUCGCCCUCAUGUCCGUCGCCAUCUUCGUCCACUGGUGGUUCAACCACGAAGAGCUCGUGAUCGGACGAAAAAACAGAAAGAAUCGACUGGGACCGGGCGAGAGACAGGUGUUGGUGAGUGGUCGCUCGGAGAAGUGGAAGAAGAAGAAGAAGAGGGACUAUUUCAGCGCGGUCUCGCUCUUCCCACGUGGUAUGAGGAGAAGCAGAAUAGGGCGAAGAAGGAGAAGGAGGCGGCGGCGUCACAGGCGAAUCCAUGA
This is a messenger RNA of Caenorhabditis sp. 36 PRJEB53466, 355 nucleotides long. NCBI's taxonomy places the organism in Eukaryota, Metazoa, Nematoda, Chromadorea, Rhabditida, Rhabditidae. The record is from the annotation of a GenBank genome assembly.